CACUGUAAAAUUUCUAGUUUUAAAUCAACCUGGAUAGAGUAUAUUUUACUCUGUCAGAAGGUACAUCGUCGUUUCAUUUUAGCUCUGUCGGUGCUUAAGCUUAACCCUGAACAGUUCACUGUGCGCGAAGCCUCGAGGAUGUUUAGCUGGGUGGUGAAAGUGGUACCCCAGCCCCCUGAACCCCCAGCAAAACUCGGAGAGGAGAAACCCAACGCCCCACCUCCUGCACCAGUAACAGUGACAGUAAAACAGGAAGUUAAGAAAGAAGAACCCAAGGCCAAUUUAGAGAAGCCAAAGAAAGAUGAAAAAAACUCAGAAGCAGGCGUGCUCACCUGGAUCUCCCAUGGCUUCGUCAAUGCCCUGCCCCAGCCAGUAGGCACCCCAAAUCUCGAAAGGGCCAACCCUGAACCAGAGAAAACCCCACCGGAAGAGAAUGCCGUGGACACCAGUCGUGUGACGGACAGCUGUACGCCCGUGGAAGAGCAAGGACCGGGCGUCGUUGGCUGGAUCGCGCAGGGAUUGGCUAAGGUAGUUCCGCACCUUGAGUCCCCCAAGGAUCCUCCUGAUGUCGAAGAAACCACUGAGGUAUUUGAGGCAAAAGAAAUACCAGAUGCAGAGCCCCUCCCCCACAUCCCCGUGGUGGAGGUGGUGUCAGAGGUGGAGCCUCCAGCAGAGGACAGCAGCUUCCCCCCCAGGGUGCUCAGUUGGCUGAAGCAGGGCUUAGAGAAGGUGGUGCCCCAGCCCCCAGAGGUCCCAUCCCAGUCCAGCUCAGAGACCCCAGCCAACAAGCCCGAGCCCCCAGUGCAGAAAGUUGCCUCGCCUCCACCUGAACCACCAAAACCAGCAGAGACGGAACCCAAGGCCACACUCGUGGUGGGCUGGAUUGUCCAGGGGCUGGGAAGAAUGAUGCCGCAGCCAGCCUCAAAGGCCAAAGAGGGCGGGGAGUGCGCUGUCCCUGUGCAAAAUGGUAAGUUAGAUACUCAUUCUCCUCUGACAUAUUAUCACUGUCACAAACAGAGACGGGGAAUCUGUACCGUGCAGGAGCCUGUGGCCAUGGUUCUGGAGGAUGUGGACUCAGACUGGGAGAACGAGGAUCGGCCGGAGGAGCCAGACCAGGUUGAGCAGCCAGAGCGCCUAGGGCAGGCAGAGCAACAGAGGCAGCCUGGACAGCCCGAGCAGCCCAAACAGCUAGAGAAAAUCAUAGAAGAAGAACAAGCAGAGCAGUCAGAAGAGCGAGAACAGCAAGAACAGUCAGAACAGUCUGAGCAGACAGAGGAACCAGAACAGGUAGAACAGCCAGAGAAAUUAGAACAGCUAGAGGAACCGGAACAGUUAGAACAGCCAGAGCAGUUACAAAGGCCAGAGGAACCAGAACAGUUAGAACAGCCAGAGCAGUUAGAAAGGCCAGAGGAACCAGAACAGUUAGAACAGCCAGAACAGAUAGAGCAAAUCAAGGAAGAAGAACAGCGAGAGCAGCAAGAACAGUCGGUGCAGACAGAGCAGUUAGAAGAACCAGAGCAGCAAGAACAGUCAGUGCAGACAGAGCAGUUAGAACAGCCAGAGCAGCAAGAACAGUCAGUGCAGACAGAGCAGUUAGAACAGCCAGAGCAGCAAGAACAGUCGGUGCAGACAGAGCAGUUAGAACAAACCAAGGAAGAAGAACAGCCAGAGCAGCAAGAACAAACCAAAGAAGAAGAACAGCUAGAGCAGCAAGAACAGUCCAUGCAGACAGAGCAGUUAGAACAGCCAGAGCAGCAAGAACAGUCGGUGCAGACAGAGCAGUUAGAACAAACCAAGGAAGAAGAACAGCCAGAGCAGCAAGAACAAACCAAAGAAGAAGAACAGCUAGAGCAGCAAGAACAGUCCAUGCAGACAGAGCAGUUAGAACAACCAGAGGAGCAAGAACAGUCAGUACAACCAGAGCAGUCAGAACACACCAAGGAAGAACAGCCAGAGCAGCAAGAACAGCCGGCGCAGGCAGAGCAGCUGGAAACACUGAACGCGACACGUCAGGACCCGUCAGUGGUGUUGGAGGACAGAGAGACGCAGACUGAAUCCCCAAACGGGGCCCGCUCCCUGCCCCAGGUGCUGGAGGAUGCGGAGACGCAGACCGAGAGGCGCACACCACUGAGGGACAGGAUGGAGAAGGAAGCUGGGGUGGUCACCUUAGAAACACUGGAAGAGAUACUCAGGGAGGAGCGGAAGGAGUCGGCGAAACUGGCGGAGGGGGUGGCGCUACAAGCCGCGGAGAUGGCGAUUCGGCAGUUGGGGCAGGACCAGGCAGCCUCCAGGGAACAGUGCCUGGUGGAUGUGGGCUCAACUGAAGCUUCGACCAAACCGGAAGAAGCACCAAAAUCCAAGAUCGUGGUGACCCAACAGCCAACGGCCACGCUUGGAGCCGCUCCUCCCCCGGCCACCGCCCAGGAGGAAGCGGUUGUUGAGCAGGAGUGUGGAGUCCCUGCCAGCUGCAGCAGGGUACAGCAGUGUUUUAGGCGCAUCCCCUUCCUGCCCCAGUGCCUGGAUCGCUUCAGCCUGCUGCUGCAAGAGAACAACCUCUCCCCGCCCAAACCCUGCCUCCCCGACCUGGCCCAGCUCAGCCAGCAUUUACCCCAGCUCCCCAAACUGCCCCGGCUCGACCAGCUGCCCAAGCCAAAGCUGCCCCUGCAACUGCCCAAACUGCCCCAGAACCUGCCCAAACUGCCCCAGCAACUGCCCAAGCUGCCGCUUCAGCUACCCAAGCUGCCAGAGAAACUGCCCGGCCUGCCCCAGAAGCUGCCUCAGUUACCCCUGCAGCUAACCAAGCUGCCCCAGUUCACCAGGCAGUGCUUCGUCAACGUCCGAAACCGCCUCAACACCCUCACGCCUCACAGUGUGCUGGACCUCCCCAAUGUGCCCAGCUACCCUCGCUUGCCCCCCAUCCGGCAGGGCUCAGGGCUCUCCAACCCCGGCUUCCAAGCUGACGAAGACCCUUCCUCUAACCGGCCCUCAGAGAGCUCUAGGCUUAGCGUACACCCAGCCGUGAACGUGGAGGAUGUAGACUCUGAUGGAGACGCAGGAGGGGGUCCCCGCAAUGUGCCCCGAAUCCUCACCCCGCAGGACCAAAACCCCAAGACUCUGACCGUGCCUGGCGUCUCCAUGGCAGCCCGGAGAAAGAAGCUGUACUCCCAAGGGGACGAAGAGGAGGAGGAGGAGGACACUGCCGUCAGAACGUGGCCCAGUCAGAGCAGCCUCCUCAGCGUUGACGAUGGGUGUGACCGGCCUGCCUCCGCGGCCAGCCAGACAAGCACUGUGGUGCAGGAGCGGCUGCAGGAGCUGGUGAAACUCUUCAAGGAGCGGACGGAGCGCGCCAAGGAGAAACUCAUCGACCCAGACUCGGAUGAGGACAGCCCCACGGCCUCCCCUACCAAGAAGGCCAGUGAAGCUCCUCCACCCCCGCCCCCUCCCGCCGAGGAGCAGAAGGAGCCGUCGGCUCCGGCCGAAAAGGAGGAGGAAGAGGGGGGCGGGGAGUGGUACCAGCAGCUGUGGCGCAGAGUGAAGGUCCCGGCCUGGAUAAUGAAAAUUGUCAGCUAUCGCUUUCCCUCCAGCAUCGACCCCUACACCAACCUGAUGUACGUGCUGUGGCUGUUCUUCGUCACCAUGGCCUGGAACUGGAACCUGUGGCUGAUCCCCGUGCGCUGGGCUUUCCCCUACCAGACCCCCAGCAACAUCUACCUGUGGCUGCUGGCCGACUACCUGUGCGACACCAUCUACAUUCUGGACAUCCUGGUCUUCCAGCCCCGCCUGGAGUUCGUCCGGGGCGGAGACAUCGUGUGUGACAAAAAGGACAUGCGGGAGAACUACAUGAAAACACUGCGCUUUAAGAUGGACUUGAUCAGCCUCGUACCCCUGGAGCUGCUUUACAUCAAAACCGGCGUCAACUCUCUCCUCCGCUUCCCCCGACUGCUUAAGUACAUGGCCUUCUUCGAGUUUAAUGACCGUCUGGAGGCCAUCUUGAGCAAAGCCUACAUCUACCGAGUUAUCCGCACCACCACCUACCUGCUGUACUCCCUGCACUGCAACGCCUGCCUGUUUUACUGGGGCUCGGCCUACGAGGGUCUGGGCUCCACCAAGUGGGUCUACAACGGAGUGGGGAACAGUUACAUCCGCUGUUACUACUUUGCGGUGAAAACCCUGAUCACCAUCGGGGGCCUGCCCGACCCCACCACGCUCUUCGAGAUCAUCUUCCAGUUGGUCAACUACUUUGUGGGAGUCUUCGCUUUCUCCAUCAUGAUCGGUCAGAUGAGAGACGUGGUCGGCGCGGCAACGGCAGGACAGACCUACUACCGGGCCUGCAUGGACAACACCGUGAAAUACAUGACCUCCUACCGUAUCCCCCGUGACGUCCAGAACCGGGUCAAAACCUGGUACGACUACACCUGGCAGUCCCAGGGCAUGCUGGAUGAACAGGAGUUGCUGAUCCAGCUCCCGGAUAAGAUGCGUCUGGACAUCGCUGUGGAUGUGAAUUACUCCAUUGUCAGUAAAGUCGCUCUCUUCCAGGGCUGUGACAGGCAGAUGAUUUUUGACAUGUUGAAGAGGCUCAGGUCUGUGGUCUACCUCCCCGGGGACUAUGUCUGCAAGAAGGGGGAGAUUGGCCGGGAGAUGUACAUCAUUAAGGCGGGGGAGGUGCAGGUGGUGGGCGGGCCUGAUGGGAAGACGGUGUUCGUCACGCUGAGGGCGGGGUCUGUGUUCGGGGAAAUCAGCUUGCUGGCGGUGGGUGGCGGGAACCGGAGAACUGCCAACGUGGUGGCGCACGGGUUUGCCAACCUCUUCAUCCUGGACAAGAAGGACCUGGCGGAGAUCCUGGUGCACUACCCCGAGUCCCAGAAGCUGCUGCGCAAGAAGGCCAAGAAAAUGCUGACGAAGGAUUCGAAACCGGCUGAUAAGGAUGCGAAGGAGAGCGCCCAGGUGAUCCCCCCGCGGCCCGAGACCCCCAAGCUGUUCAAGGCGGCGCUGGAGGUGACCCAGAAAUCCGGCAUGAAGGGUACCUUCUCCAAGCUGAGCAAGUCCUACAAGUCCAGCACCAGCCUACGGGCCUCCACCUCCACCCUCGGGCGGCCCGCGGAGGAGGGGGAAGAUGAGGAGGACCUGGUGACCGAAAGCAGGGACGGCUCCAUGCUGAUCCGGCUCUCGCCCGCGCCCCACGGGGACGACGUCCUGUCCGUGGAGGGAGACGCAGGGGCGGGGGUGCAGGGCGAGGGAGGGGCGCCCAGGCCAGGGGAGGGGAAGAAGCCCAAGGAGUAG
Conger conger (European conger) is the source of this 5280-nucleotide messenger RNA. RefSeq names its product cyclic nucleotide gated channel subunit beta 1a (gene cngb1a). Gene Ontology annotation, cellular component: photoreceptor outer segment; intracellular cyclic nucleotide activated cation channel complex; plasma membrane. The record is from RefSeq and is a predicted model, not a curated record. The transcript is spliced from 37 exons. The coding region runs from base 139 to 5280 and encodes 1713 amino acids. Gene Ontology annotation, biological process: retina homeostasis; monoatomic cation transmembrane transport. Gene Ontology annotation, molecular function: protein-containing complex binding; cGMP binding; intracellularly cAMP-activated cation channel activity. Lineage: Eukaryota; Metazoa; Chordata; Actinopteri; Anguilliformes; Congridae.